UCCGGUUCGGGCUAGUUGUAAAUAAAAAAAAAAAAUAAAUAAAAAGCAAUUUGCCGUUAAUUAUGUUGAAGUGUUUAGUAAUGAUUUUUUGAGUGAUGGCAAUGUGACAAAACCCGUUGCAGUUGGGUGUAAAUAUGCGCGGCGCAUUUCUCUACUACUGUAACAUUAAUUGCGCUUCGACUGCGAGUGCGACUCGAAUUUUGCUGCAAGAUGAGGCGAUCAGAAAAAAAAACUAAAAAGUGUACGACAAACAGAAUAAAAUGGUUUGUAAAAAAAAAAACUGUGCAACGGCAGCGUGUGUAAAAGUGAAUAGAAAAAAAAAAACACACACACUCAAAAAGGAGUAACGUGAAAAUUGCUGCAUAAAGGAAGAGAGUAAUAAGUGAGUGCUCCCAUACAGACUAACGUGCCAACACCAGUAUCGCAAUACAAGUACGCACACACACGCAUACACACAUACACACGGGACGCACACUCUAAACACAAAGAGAGGGCAAAACGUAAACGUUGUCGCUGUUAUCCUGCUUAUUCCUGUUGCCUCGUUGUGUGAUCCUUUAUUGUUGCCCACAGCAGCGGCAGCGGCAGCAGCAGCAGCUGUGCCGUCGUUAUACAAAACACAUUCGUCGUCUCCGGUUCGUGUUUCAGCUUUGCCUUGCAAUCGUCGUUACUCGUUUAUUUGUUGCUGUUAUUGCUGUUGUUGUUGCCUGGGUGUCCUUGAAGUUCGCUAGUGCGCGCCCGUUGUGCCGUUUCCAGUGUGUGCAAAAUUACGAAAAAAAAAGCAAAGAUACAAAAAGUGUGCCCAACAAUAAGUGAAGCAGCAACAACAAUAUCAAAAUGCCGCCAGCUUUAAUUGGCAUCGCCGAGUUCGUGGAGGAGACGCGCGACGAUUACAAUUCGCCCACCACCUCCACGUUUGCAUCCCGCAUGCCGGAUUGCCGUCAAACGAUUAGCAUAUUGGAAGAGCGCUUGGAGUUUGAUCGCGAGGGUCUGACGAAGCUAAAGAAGGCCGUGAAAGCCAUACACAACUCUGGCAAUACUCAUGUGGACAAUGAAAUGUUUAUGGUGCGCGCGUUGGAGCGCUUGGGCGGCAAGGUCAUUGAUCAGGAUGAGCCCGAUAUUGGGGCGGCGUUUCUCAAGUUCUCCGUGGUCACCAAAGAGCUCAGUGCGCUAAUGAAAACACUGAUGCAAAACAUCAACAACAUUGUCAUGUUUCCGGUGGACUCGAUGCUGAAGAGCGAGCUGCGCGGCGUUAAGGGCGAUAUGAAGCGGCCAUUUGAUAAGGCGGCCAAAGACUACGAGGCCAAGUUUAUCAAAAUCGAGAAGGAGAAAAAGGCCCAGGCGAAGGAGGCGGGCAUGGUGCGCACGGAGAUCGACGCUGCCGUUGUGGCGGAUGAAAUGGAAAAGGAGCGCAGACUCUAUCAGCUGCAGACCUGCGAGUAUCUGCUGAAAUACAAAGAGAUCAAAACAAAAACUGGCAUUGAGCUGCUGCAGCACUUCAUCGAGUAUUAUCACGCGCUGAAUAAUUACUUCAAAGAUGGCUUGCAAACGAUCGAACACUUUGGCACGUACAUCGGCGAUCUGAGCGAUAAGUUGCAUGUGAUCAAGCAGAAGCAGGACGAGGACAGGCGCAGUCUGUUGGAUCUGCGAACAUUGUUGCGCAGCACGCCGGACUUCGAGCGUGUGGACAAUGCGCAGUCAUCGGAGAAUCGCAGUGGUGGAGCGGGUGCCGGUUACUCGCUCCAUCAGCUCCAGGGCGACAAGCAUCAUGGUGUAACACGGCAGGGACAUCUGCUGAAGAAGAGCGAAGGCAAAGUGCGGCGGGUGUGGCAGAAGCGACGCUGCCGGGUCACCAGUGAUGGCUUCUUGGAUAUAUUCCAUGCAGACGAAUCGAAGCCGCCGACGCGUGUUAAUCUGCUCACCUGUCAGAUAAAGCCGGUGCCAGAUGAUAAGCGUGGUUUCGACUUAAUCAGCUACAAUCGUCCGUAUCAUUUUCAAGCGGAGGACGAAUCGGAUCAGAAGGCUUGGAUGGCAGUAUUAGUGAAUUGCAAGGAGAAGGCCCUAACUAAGGCCUUCCAGCAUGCCAAUCCGCAAAUGAGUCCCAGCUUGGUGGAGCUACAAAAGACAGUGAUUAAAUAUGUGCAGCUAUUGCCGGGCAACGAUCGCUGCUGCGAUUGUGGAUCUCGCAACGAUGUCACCUGGAUCAGUCUGAACUUUGGCAUACUCGUCUGCAUACAGUGCUCGGGCGUGCAUCGGGAUCUAGGCGUGCAUCAUUCGCGCAUCCAAAGUCUUACGCUAGACAAUCUAACAACGGCCAAUCUGUUGAUAGCACGCGCCAUGGGCAACAGCACGUUGAAUGACAUUAUGGAAGCCAAGUUGGGCAGGGGCAAGCUUAACCACGACAGCAGCAUGGAGGAGCGAUACGAUUUCAUACGCGCCAAAUAUGUGGCCAAGCGUUAUGUGAUGCGCACCUGCUCCGAUGACAAUGAUCUGCGCUGCGAUCUGGAGCAGGCCAUUGUCAAUGCGGACAUGAGUCAGCUGCUGCAGGUGUGGGCCGAGGGCGCCGAUCUCACCUGCUGUUUGCCCAGCUCCGAUGCGGGCGAAACAGCUCUCCAUUUGGCUGUGCUACGCGAGGCCGGCUCCACGCUUCACAUUGUCGAUUUUCUAAUACAGAAUAUGCCGCCCAAGGGCCUGAAUAAGGCCACCAAUCCGGCCGGUGUGCUAGAUGUGACGGGCAAGAAUACGCCCUUGCAUCUUUGUGCGCUACACGAUCGUCGCGAAUGUAUGAAGCUGCUCUUGCGCUCAGGCGCUGACUACGAGCUGCGCAAUUCACAGAACAAAACAGCGCUGGAUAUUGCCAAAGAGAUGGGUCACAAUAGCUGCAAGGAGCUGAUUGAGUGUGCCAUAAAGCGAGAGAAGAGCGCCUUUGAUCACAUCAACACAGACUGGAAUCUGCCCAACGAGGACGGCUCUACAGAUUUCAGCGAUGAUGAAACUGUCAUAGAUGAGCGCUAUUUCAACUCUUUGCAGAAAUCGCGUUCACGUCCGCCGAGCUUUGCUGGUGGCGAUUCGCCAGUGUUGCGCUCCCGAUCAUCGACUUGCGAUUCAAUACAGUCCAGUUCUAGUCCAAUUGCCAAUUGUCCAAGCCGACAGUUUACGUUGCCCAGCUAUACGCAGUCGGCGGGCACAUCGCCCAAACAGCACACGAAUGUUGGCCAAUAUCUGGGAAGUGGCAACAGUUUGGGCGUGGUCAGCAGCAGCAAUAACAAUAGCAACAGCGGCAACGGCGGUGGCUCCAGUCCCAGCUCGGCGUGCAGCCAGAAUAUGCGUGGCACUCGGAACAGCUUGAACAUGCAGAGCGAGCUGGGUCAUGUGACAGGGGCCCGAAAGUCUACGUCCACAGCCAAUAUGAACUCACUGAAGAAGCGCACAGCGCCAGCACCGCCGCCCGGUACUCCGGCCAGUAUAUUCUAUGGCACACUGCCACAUCCGCCCAGGCAUUCACAGAAUAUGGAUGCCAACGAUAUUCGCUCUAUCAAUCAUAAGAAUCAGUCCAUGGAUGCGUAUGGCACGCUGCCGCACAUGCGGAGCAUGGAGAGCUCACCAAGGAUAACAGGCGGCGUUAGUGGAAGUGGUGGAGGUGGUGGUGGUGCAGGUUCUGGCAAUGGCAGCAACAACAGCUUAAUGCCCAUGACAACCUUUGGCCAUAAACGUUCGCCCAGUGGAGAAUCAUUGAAUCGUAAUAUUCAUCUAGCGGGCGCUAAGCUCGUGCUGCCGCCCACUGGAGAGCUGCCCACACUCAAACAUGUGGAUAAAUCGGCGCUGAUGAGACCCAAAAUACCACCGCCCGGUCCGCCAGCAGAACGUGAGAUACCAAAUGGACAAUCGAAUGAGAGCAUCAGCUCUAUGGAAGAGGGUCCAAUCGCACCGCCACGGAAGCGCAAGCAACAGAACUUGUUGAGAUUAGAGCAUUCCAGCGAGGAAACGCUCAUCAAUCAAUCAGCCAAUUUUACGGAUUAUGAGUCGUGGCACACGGAUAUGGACUCGUCUGGCGGCGGCCUGGAUCAUUCCGCCGACUCGAAUAUUUCUUCUAGCGACAAUGAUAGGCUAAACAGCUCGCCCGAUAAUCAACUGAAGAAUGCAAGUGGUUCCGUUUCCAAAUUGCAUUAUAAUGGCCAACGUCGCUGUCGAGCGCUUUACGAUUGCGUUGCGGACAAUGAUGAUGAACUGGAGUUUAAGGAAGGUGAAAUAUUGAUUGUGCUCAAUGAGCGAACCGAUGACGAGAAUUGGAUGGAGGGCAUCAUAGAGGGGCAUCCGGCACGGCGCGGCAUGUUCCCCGUUAGCUUUGUACAUAUGCUGCCCGACUAAAAGGGGCAGCUUAACUGUCCUGUUCGUCUGUACAACUGUGUGAGAGUAUGAUUGUCGAGGUGUGCGAGUGUGUGUGUGCGUGUGCGAGUGUGCAUUUGUAUGGUUGCGUGCAUGUAUUAUACAAAAAAGAAAGAAGAUAUUAUUUAUUACACUUUUUAAUCGCAAACAACUACAAUUAUAUGUAUUAUUAUUUUUU
Messenger RNA from Drosophila arizonae, 4561 nucleotides. RefSeq names its product ArfGAP domain of ASAP (gene Asap). Gene Ontology annotation, cellular component: cytoplasm. The record is from RefSeq and is a predicted model, not a curated record. Gene Ontology annotation, biological process: positive regulation of GTPase activity. Gene Ontology annotation, molecular function: GTPase activator activity; protein binding. NCBI's taxonomy places the organism in Eukaryota, Metazoa, Arthropoda, Insecta, Diptera, Drosophilidae.